Nematostella vectensis (starlet sea anemone) is the source of this 7949-nucleotide messenger RNA. Its product is annotated as centrosomal protein of 290 kDa. The record is from RefSeq and is a predicted model, not a curated record. The transcript has 70 exons. Bases 152 to 7690 code for a protein of 2512 amino acids. Lineage: Eukaryota; Metazoa; Cnidaria; Anthozoa; Actiniaria; Edwardsiidae.
UCAAAAUACCAUUUCAAAAAUGGCGGCAGAAGCUUUACUGUGAAGUUUCAAAAUUACAGCUUUAUUUAUUCCUUCGUUUUAAUGGCGAUAUGACAAUUCCUAGAGAAAUGACUCAGCUGUAUAUUGUGGGUGUUAAUUCCUGAUCUCAAUUAUGGCGCCACUUGACUGGGGUAAAGUUUUGAGCGCCGAUCCGGUCGAUCUGAGUGAGAAUGAAGAUGCCGCAGAAGAAAUGUUGGCUUAUUUGGACGCGGUUUCUAUUGAUGCUGAUAUGCCAGAUGCAUCAGACCCGACGAAGAUGGUGCAUUUGUUUCAAGUGGCACACGCUAUAUCAAAAUUAAAAAACUCUGUAGCGGUUGUUGCUUUAGAGGAGGCUAAUCAAGCAGCUGAAAAAGAGCAAGAGUUACAACAUGAGAACAACAUCUUGCAGCGUGAGAAUGAUGAAUAUAGGAAACAUGCAGGUGCGGGCUCCGAUGACUUCAUGAGGGAAAUUCAGCGCAUUUCAAACCAAAACAGAGUUUUGGAACAAGAAGUCCAGGAGAAAGAUGAAGCUCUCUUUGCAGAGAAGAACAAAACAGAUAAGCUCGGUAACAAGCUGGAGGAGCUUGAGAGAGAGAACAGAAACCUGAAGCGAGAUGUUGACAGAGCUCGCACAGACAGUAGAGAUCUUCAGAAGCAGAUAGAGCAACAGCGUGAGAGCAUGGCGAUGAAUCGAGGCGGAGCGGACACUUAUAAGUCGGCAGUUGCUAAGAAAAACAAAGAGCUCUCCGAAUAUUUGGACGAGCUUAAGAUGCUGCAAGAGACCAAUGAAGAGUUGGAGAUGAAGCUGGACGAAUCUAAGAGGGAGCUUGAGGCCGCUACUACAGAGAUGGAUAAAAUUGCUGAUGAAUAUACUAAAUUAAAGACUAUUCUGCAACAAUCAGACCUCAUCUUAGAGGAAAUGCGGCGGGAGAGAGAUGCCCUUAGAGCACAGGUCCAAGAUUUGAGGGUGCAAGUCUCAUCCAAAACUGAUGCAGAUGAUGAGAUAAUGAUGGCGGUCAAUGUCAAAGUAGAAGAGUGGAAGGCUGUGCUUGUGGCUAAAGACAUUGAGAUCGAGCAGUACAAGGACAUGGUGAAUGGGUUGCAGCAGAGAAUACGCGGACUUGAGAUGGAUACGGAUAGCACUACCAUGGCGCUAUUACAACAGGCCAUUGUAGAGAAGGAUGACCAAAUCCAAAUGUUGAAGUCGGAACUUGAAAAGGCUUCAACCGAAAUGCAGGGAAUCGCCGCCCAAGUCGACGAAGUGAAAUCACAAGCUGAUAAGGGCGUCCCAUCAGCAUAUCAGCAAAAGAAGAUUUUAGAACUGGGGUCGACCCUGAGACGGGAGCAAAUGUUAGCGGGUCAGGAACGGGAACGAAUGCUAAGGGCCGAGGAAGCAGCACGGCAAAAGGACAAGGAACUCAGUGACCUGAUGGUUAGAAUGGUCCAGUAUGAAAAGGGCGAGUAUGGACUGAGCGAGGCAGUGCAGGAGAUCAAAGACCACAAGGCUCAGCUACAGAUACGAGAUCAGAAUAUAGAGUCACUGACAGCAAGUGUGAACAAGCUGAGCCUUGCUGUGAACGACCUCGAGAUGGAGAACGAGGAGUUGCGGGAACGCCUCGGGAUGGACCCGCGGGAUAGGCUGGACAUAGAGGAAAUCAAGCAAAAGCGUAAAGUCAAAAAAGAGCAGUCCGCUGCGCUGAACAGAGUUCUUGUGAAAGAGAUUGAGCGUCUGGAAGAGGAAAGAGUCAACCUGAAAAAGCAACUGAGGAAGCAAGCUCUGCAUAGGGGAGAAAGAGCGGUCGAGCUUGGUAUUACAGCUGAUGACCUUGUCGAUGUUGAAGACGAGCCGGACCGCACCCCUGUUAGUAGGAGAUUUGUCAUAGACUCAGAUACUGAGGAAGCAAGAAGCAGGAAUAAAAGGCUAGAAGGCGACAUUGAGAAGAAGGAGAAAGAAGCUGACAAAAUUACAACAGAAAUGAAAAAGUUCGAGAGAGAAAACAAGGAACUGAAAGAAGAAAAUAAGCAAUUAGAGAUUGGAAUGAGAGAAAUACUAGCACAGCUACGUGAGAAUUCACAGCGCUCUAAUGAAAAGGGGGGUGGAGACACUCAAUCCCAGGCUCCGCCAGCCAGAGAUACACAGCAAACCCAGCAGCACUUAACGAAGGAGGCGGGGAGUGCGUCACAGGCAUUUACAGUCCAGGUCCCAGCUCUAGAAAAACUUAUGGCUAUGAUUGAGUCGCGCAAUGCUGCUGGCCAGUACGACACUACACUGCAUUUGAAAGCACAAAUCGAUCAGCUGACUGGUCGGAAUGAAGAGUUGCGUCACGAAUUGACCAAUGCCAGGAACGAGACUUCCAAAGCGUUAGUCCAGGUGGAGCGGAGGGAGACUAAGAUUGAACAGCUACAAGAAGAAGUUAAAGCUUUGAAGGAAAUAGGCGAGGGAGCUGUGAAGCUUCAAGCACUUCCUCUUCCCGAGGGAAUGACUCCCUCCUCGUCUGAGAUCAUCGCAAGCCUGAACGAGCACCUUAUUUAUACCCUUCAGGAGCUGACUUUGAAAGAAGAGCUUCUUGGAAAGAUGGAAAAAGACCUAGAGACAUACAGGCGAAAAUUCUCAGUCGUGAUCCACCAACAGGGUUUACUGUACGAUGAGUACAACCAGAAAAAGCAGGAAUGGGAGAAGGAAUCCCAGGCACUCGACGAGGCGAGGAAGGCAGCAGAACUUGCUAGGGAACAGGACACAGUUCGGAUUAAAGAGUUUGAGCGAUUACUGGAAACUUUAUCCUGCGAUCCCGAUAAGCAGCAGAAGCGACUGGCGGAGUUGACACGUAAGAUUACAGUACUUCGAGUGAACGAGAAGAGUCUGACCCGCCGCUACACCGCCAUGCAGGAAGUGGAGUCCGCCUUGCGCAAGGAGAACAAGAAGAUGAAUAGCGAUAUCGUGGAAAUGGAAACCGCCAUCUCUGAAAAGCUGGGCUAUCUACAAAGGCAUAAGGAGAUGUCGACGUAUAAAAUGCACGCCUUACAGCAAGCCCUGGAUGAGAGUGUACCCAGUAAAGACCUCGAGGCCGCCAACAAACAGUAUAAUGAGUUAACCUCCAAAUACCGAGAUCUUCUUCAGCGAGAGAACACGCUCGUCUCACGAUCAGUAGCCGUGGAUAGUCUAGAGGCCGAUGUUAAGAUCCUCCGUGAACAUGAAAGUGAACUCAAGAAGGAGAUGACGUCACUGAAAGAGCGCAAUCACAAUCUGGAGCAAAUGCUGAACGAGCUGCUUGCAAAAGACAGCGGACAGCAGACUGUCGGGGAAAGUAGCCCAGCACGACAGGAGGAGAUCAACAGGAUAUCAAGGAAGCUGGCCACUUUGGAGAUGAAGGAACUUAACGAGCGCGAGAGAGCUGACCACGCCAGCCGCAAGUAUGAACAACUCAAGAAGGUCUUCAACGAGCUGGAGGAGAGAAACGCCGAACUUGAACAGAAAUUUGCAGAGAUUGGCCAGCUGAACUUGGAUGCCCAGCGCAUUGAGAGGCAGCUGCGGGAAGAACUAGAAGGCGCCGUGACCCAUGCCAUGCACGAGUCUGUCGUCAAGCGGUUACAGGUCCUAGAGGAGUCAGAAGCCCGUCUGAAGGUGGAGGAAUCGCGGCUGAAGGAGGUGGCGGAGGUCGCUGCCCAUCAAGCAGAGUCUCUCAAAAGCCAACAGGACGGACAGGAACGCGAGCUGAUGGCGUUGAGAAAACAACUUUACGACGUCCAAAUGGAAAGCGACGAGAAAACAAUAAUAGGCAAGCUUCACCACCACAUUGUCGCCCUUCAAGUGAGCGAGGGGACCGCUGUCCGGAAGCUUGAGGCCGCCACACAUAAGGUGUCCAAACUAGAGGCUCAGAUCUUACGACUGGAACAGAAGAUCGACGAGAAAGACCAGAUCUUGUACCACAGUAAGACCGAGGCACGGAACAAGGCAAAGUUCCUCAAGCGGACCAUCCAGGAUCUGAGGCGUCAGUAUAGCGGUGCCCUUCCUCUGAUGAAGCAGGAGAAGUUUGCCAACACGAUGCGCGCACUUCACGAGGACAAGGCAAACCUGAAGAGGGAUCUGCGCAAGGUCACAGAGGAUAGAUUGCUGGCUGAAGACAAGUUAUCAGAGCUCGAGCUAAAACACCGCAACCUCGAGGAGCUGAUCGCGACCCUGAAGGAUGGCAAGGGAGCGGCAAAGGUAACAGAAUGGCACGCAAAGAUGAACGAGAUCCGACUCCAGGACCUGAAACUAAACCGAACGAUCGAUCGCAUGAAAGAGCAGUGUCGAUUCCUGGAGAACCUGAACAAGCAGCACGAGCGCACCAUCUCGGACUACGAGGACGACAUCGUGCAGAUGACUAAGCACCACGAGGAAAGACAGUUGCUAUGGGAACAGAGGGAGGUGGAGCUUGAACGUAUGAUUGACAGGUUUGAAAAGCAGCAGAGUGAAGUCAUGAACGCAGCUCAAAAAUUCGAGGAAGCCACUGGAUCCCUGCCCGACCCCUCCCUCCCUGUGGCAAAUCAGCUAGAGCUGGCGGUGAGGAAGAUCAGGGAACACAUCCGUGUUAUCAUCAGCACCAGGGAGGAGAACAAUCGACUGAGGAAGAAAGUUGAAGAAGCUGAACAAGCCCUGAAGCAGUCAGAGGAAAGGUUAACACAGAAGGAUAAGGUUAUAAAUGAACUUCGGCUCCGCUUACCAAUCUCCGAGCGCGACGAAGUGACUGCGACUGCACAAAAGGCAGCAAGGCAGGAUAAAGGAGAUGAAUACCAAGCCAAGCAAGCCCUUAAAGUCGCACAGACUACCGUCUCUAGUUUACAGCAAAUGCUGGCUCGUAAGGAAGAGUCUCUGAGUAAAUACCAAGAGAUGUUGAGAGAAGCGCGCGACGAGGCUCAGUCACAAGCAGAGCAACACAAAGCAGAGAUACAGCUGCUGCAGGAUCGCUUGCAUCUCGAGUCAGACGAAGUAUUCAAGAGAACCAAGCUUAUGCAUCAGGAAUCCGUCAGCUCUACUGGGCGUAUCGUUCCUACCGAAAACGAGCUUCGUCGCCUUGGUGAACUCGAAGAGACCGUAGCAGAGCAGGACAAUGCUUUAGCCGUAGCAGCGGAGAAAUACAAGCGAUCAAGAGAAGAGCUGUCUCAACUCAGACGAGAACAUGACGAUACUGUCAACACCCUGAAGCAGGACUACAAACGUAAAAAGGACCAGCACGAGAAGCAGAUCAAAAAACUCCAAGAAGAAAGCAAUGGCAAGGACCAGGUCAUCUCCGAGAGAGACAAGGAGAUUGAGGUACUGAAGGAGGAACUUGAGGUAGCAAAGGAGGCAAAUGAACGGGCCCCAACACGGACCAUGAAAGCGCUGGUCGAACGGCUGAGAAACCAGCUGGCGCUGAAGGAAAAGCAACAAAAGUCUUUAAGUCAGGCCUUGCUUCAGCUGAGAGCGGAUAUGGUGACGACUGCGGAGGAGAACGUCCAGAUACACGCCAAGAAAGCGGAGCAGGAGGUUAAUGUGCAGCACGUUGUAGAAAAGGAAACGUCUAGCUUACAGAGUCGAAUAGAAGAGUUACAAUCGCGGAUGGAGAAGCUCAAGCGGGAACUGAAGAGACAGAAAGAGAAAGAGUCCACUUUGCAAGGCGAGAAGGAACGAUUGAAGGAGCAACUUGCACAAAAAGAUUCCGCCAUCAACAAACUCGGAGUGGAACUGAAAGAGCUUCACGAGAUUGAACAGAAACUUGACGGAAAAGCCGAGGAAUUAGCAGCAGAGAAGAGAAAGGCAACACGGGCGACCUCUGAGGCAGACAAGCUGCGCGAAAAGGUGAAGUCCCUGCAGGAGCAGCUGAAGGUCCAGCGUGCGGAGGGUGAGGUGGUGGCAGCGGCGACGGUGGAGGUCGAGGGUGCGGUCCCUCCUUCCGCGGAGAUUUCCCCCAGGGACGAGGACCGCGGAACAAAGACAUCAAAGAGAGGCGAGGAAGUGGCGCGUUGGGAAGAAGGCAAGAAAUGGCACAAAAAAGUCGAGACUCUCCGAGAGAAACUCUCCGAGAAAACCAAGGAGCUUGAGAAAGCCGAGAAGACAAUUAGCAUGCUGCGCGAGGCGGUGAACCGGGGAGAGAAAGACAAGACGGGACUGCAGAGUAGGCUGAGAAGUGCCGCGCGAGUCGGGAGUACGGCGGUGACGAGACCUCCCCCAGAUGACUUCAUUCAGGAGCUCAAGCACAAGAUCUUCACGCUCGAGGAGGAGAACCAGGACCUGCGCCGGCAACAAACCCUCGGCCACGAUCGCCAAAUGGAGGCCUUGCAGCUGAGGAACGACCAGCUCCAAGACGCAGUGCAGUCUCUAGAGAACGAGCUGUCACAGCGCGUCACGGAACAGCGCUCCAUCGACCAAGCGGACGCCGGCAUGUACAGGGAUUUGCACCAGAAGAACCAGUCGCUACAGCAGCAGCUGCUGGAGGCGAGACAGGAGAACAUGGAGUUGCGGUUUGAUUACGAGCAAGCGCGAAAAGAGAACCCAAGACUAAAGGCGCGAGUGGAAGAUCUUCAGGAGUAUGUGGAAAUCCUCAAAGCCGAGCUGGAAUCUAGUAAAAAGAGGGAAAAAGCCAGAAAGAAGAGCCUGGGUACGGGUCUUGGCGGUCAGAGUGUUGAGGACAUGGAGCGAGUUCUAGCUGCCAUGCGCAGAGUGGUGGAGAGGCUACAAGGCGAGAACGAACAGUUGAAGAAGACUGCGGGCGCAGGUGCCCCACAAUACACUGCGGUGCUCAAGGAGAACACGAGACUCAAGCAUGAGAUCGACCGGCUCAAAGCCACACCCAACACUGCUGUCUCCGGUAGUGCCACGGACCGCAAGAACACGGGCAAGCUUAUGACCGAGAACGAGAGACUCAGAAAGGAGCUCAAGAAGGAGAAGGAGGAGAGCGAAAAGCUACGGGUAGCAACCGCUGACCUGGAAUCGACAAAAGCCAGUCUUGUGCAGGAACUCGAACAGGUCGAGGCCGAGGUGCGGUUGUCGGGUACUAACCUUCAAGGGAUGGACAGUAAGGAGUGGAAGUCGGUCGUGCUGCCCAAAGUGUACGAGGAAAAGGUUCAGAAGCUGCAGGCUGAACUCGAGAAAAAGACGAACCUUCUUAAGGACAUCAAGGCCUACCUCAAGGCUGCUGCGCAACGAGAGACAGAACUCCUGAAGAAGCAGCAGGAACUGGAGGAAACGAUCGAUGUUCUGGAAAGAUUCCCUUCUGAUGUGCAAGGGGAUAGAGAUCUCGUGAAAGAACUUCAGAGAACGAGACUUCGACUAGCAACUGUUGAGUCAGAGAAAGACGAGACAAUAACGCAAAUGAGGGAACUAAGGCGAAUGGCACAAGCAGGCGAACUCCCAAACGACCUGGAUAAAGAGGAAGUUUUAGACAAAGUAAAAAAUUAUAAUAAAAUGGUGGCGGAUGAUGUAGAACUGAGAACAAAAUUAAAAACAGUGGAACUAGAGAGAGAUCGACUUUCCCACGAAGUAACUCGAUUACAGAAGGAGCUGGAGGCAUUUGACCCGGCGUUCUUUGAGGAAAUCGAAGAUUUAAAAUACAACUACAAAAAGGCUGUUGAACGCAAUGUUUUAUACGAACGACAGCUCAAGAACGUGUCCAAACAAUUCGGCGUAGAUGUGAAUAUACAGACCGACGAUUAGAUGUGUAUAGAUAUCUGUGAAAGAAAGAGCGCUGGAGAGAGGGCACAAGAAUGGAGGGAAGUGUGGGGCUACAAGCUAUGAAAGCCACACAGGAAAUGGAUUACUUGUAAUGCUAUACAGUAUUCACAUGUCAGGUGUAAAUAUCUUUUAACGUGAAUGCGAUGUACAUUUUGCACUAGUGGUAUUUGUUUGCGUGUGCAAUUUUGUAAAAAAGAUUGUAAAUAUUGGUGCAAAUAUAAUAAAAGAUUACUAAACGUUU